AUGGAUCCUUAUCUCUCUCCCACUCCCGGUAUGGAUGGCUUUCCUAGACAUGGCGCUCCAGCUUCACCUUCGCAACCGGGGUAUUAUGGAAGCGCCACCCCUGCUCCGGUGAUAUACCAGCAAAGUGGAGCUUGCGGCUUUCCAAAUCCUCGAUCCUUUGCAGACGUCGACGCUUCCAACAACCGGCCCAUGUCGCAGGCCAAUCCAAUAGAUUACAGGACUUACUAUGCUCAGCCCUCAUCUUCGUCAAAACACAGACGCUAUUCUAGCGCCUCCGUCCCCCAAGCUCCUGUCGGGAGACCGCCUCGUCAUGUCUCUGUGCAUUCCGAAUGGGAAUCGACAGGCAGAAUGUUCCAGGACGAGUAUAUGCAUGACGUGGAGCCUACCAGAUCCUACGAUACUCGCGAAUAUGUUGUGGAAACUGGCAGGUCCCGGAACACUGACAAGUCCAAGGGAAGUGUUAAGUAUCAUUCUCAGAGACGUCCAUCCAACCGUGAUGAAUUCGAUGGGCCGCAUCAACUCCUUGAACCGCCAUCGCCAAGUACUAUAGCUGCCCAAGAGCGGGAGCUGCCCGUGUUGCCUACUAAUCUCGAUGUAUCAGAACAAGACCGCAUCUUGUGUGAGGUUAAUGACCGCCUCUCUCAAUGCGCGUUUGAUUUCGUCGCUAGAUACCAGUUUCCCAUCCCUAUUGAGCCGGAUAAAAGACAGGUGAGGGUACCAGCAGACCGGGAAUGGACCGAAUGGGUGUAUUUAUUGAAAAGAUUGGCCACCAAGCGCCGGAUUCCUGCCCGGGUACUUCAUAAUGGCCAGAUCAAGCAGCUUGUUACCGUUUUGGAGAAUUCCUUGGAAAUGCGGCAUGCCGCCAAGCAUCAGUCCAGGCCUAUAAAGGAUGACCGGAAUGUCCUGCAGCUUAUUUCCGCUGGAACUCAGGUUGCCAAAAUCCUCAAGGAUGCUACUGCCAUGGAAUACCUGGAUUGUCUCUACCAGGAGACUGAGAGACGUAUCAAGGACCGACAGAACCGUCGUGUUAAAUUCGCUACUUGA
Talaromyces atroroseus is the source of this 1044-nucleotide messenger RNA. RefSeq lists its product as hypothetical. The record is from RefSeq and is a predicted model, not a curated record. Bases 1 to 1044 code for a protein of 347 amino acids. Lineage: Eukaryota; Fungi; Ascomycota; Eurotiomycetes; Eurotiales; Trichocomaceae. The transcript has 3 exons.